AUGUUUGAGGCUAAUCUAAAGCAAGUAGUUAGAAGAAAAAGUUGCUAUUGUAGUCAUUGCGGAGUUCCAAAUUUAGCCUAGCAAAGAAUUUUCAGAAAAGAAUUAUUGACUGAGCCAUUAUAUCCAUUCAUCAAAAGUAAAGAAGAAAUUUAGUAUGAAAAGAGAGUAGCUCAACGUAGAUAAAAUUUGAGGGAAAUUAAGAGAAUGAGGCUUGAGCAGUUUAAGACUAAUCUUAGACCAUAACUACUUGGAUCUUCAAAAGAUUUUGAUGCUGAAGCCGCAAUUCUUAAACAAAAACAGUAAAGUCCUGGUGGGGUUGAUGCUAUAGAAGAGCCAGAUAAUAAACCCGUCGAUUAUUUAAAAGUCCAAUCAAGUAUAGAUAAACUUAGAAAAAACUCAUAACUAAUUAGGAAUGCCUCCUCUGUUGUAAGAGCUAUUCAGGAUAGUAUCACUGUGACUAAAAUUAGUAUAAGUUCUUUUCAAAAAAGGUAGUCAUAGAUAAAUGCUGAUGCGAAUCCAAUAUUUGCUACAGAUGAGCAAAGUAAUCAAAGCCAAUCAUAGAUCUUAUAAUUGCCAUAGACAUAAUAGUAAGGCUAGUAGAUGUCCUUUUUAAGGCUUUAACCGACUAGAGUUGUUGAAAAAGCACCACCAUUAAUGUCACCUUUACUAAGAAAGCAUAAGCCAUCCUUAAGGACUAGCAUGAUCAAGAAUAUAGAUCUUCAACAAAUUUCAGAGGAAUAAGAUGAAUGCUAUUUACCAUUAUAUAGAUCUGUAAAGAUAAAAGGAUCAAUGGAAAGAAUUUGUUCUAUUAUUAGAAACCCAAAAACAUUGGAGACAUUAAUCUAAAAAUCUCAGACUAUUAGGAAUUUCAACAUGCUGCAAUAAAAUGAUGAUGAUCUUAUAGCCAAAGUUUUUAAGUAACAAUAGAUAUAAGAAUAGAAGAUUUAGGAAAAAUAGAAGCAAUAUGACAAAGAAUAAAAGCAAAUCUAACUAAAAAAUCUCUUAUAAAAUGGAUUAAAGCAUAGGCUUAGCAGGCAAAUCAGCUAAACUAUUUAAGAUCUUAAUGCAACAGAUUCUGAUAUUUCUGAGAAAUAAGAUGAUUCCGAUACUUCAUCUUCAUCCUCCUCAUCUUCUUCCUCGUCAUCAUCAACUUCUUCAUCUAAAGUGACUACAAUUAAAACUUAGAGUGAUCUAGAGGAAGAAGAGUACAAAUUUUCUGAUAAGAAUGAAGAUAAUGAAGAUGAAGAUCAUUCAUCUUCUCAAGGAUCAUCUCUUCAUACAUCGAUAGGUUCAAAAGAAUUGGAUCCAGUAUUCAUCUAAGAAAUGAUAAGAUAAUAAAAAGAGAAAUUAAAAAAAAGAUAGCAGAUAAAAUAAAAUAGGUAAAGAAUGCUAUAAUACGCUAUGAAAAUAGAUAAACGGCAAUUGAAAAAGAUAGAUAAAAUUCUUAAAUAGGAGAAAAGUAUUAAAAUACUUAACAAAUGCAACAGUGAAAAUGUGUUAUAGAGAGAAACUAAUAAAGCACCAUUGAUAAAACUCAGCAUCAGACCAAUGACCAAGGUUUAAAGUCGAAAUUUUAGCGUUGAGAAUAUAGCAAUGCCAUAGACAAGAAAUUGUGAAACAGCUCAAGAAAAAAUAAGAAAAAUCUAUAUAAAAACACCUAAUGAAAUGACUUAAGCACCCCCAUCUAGAAUUAUGGAAAAAAGGCAUUAAUCUCAAUAAAGAUAGAGAUAGAAAAUAUAAAUAGUUUACAACGAUGAAUUUGAUUUGCAAAAAAUCCACAACCUAAAUAAAAAAGCUAUUGAUAACCUAAGAAAAUCAAUACAUUCCCCAAAUAAUUUGGAAUAAACAACAAGCAAAUCUACAAAGCAUUCAUAUGGAAUUCUCAAUUCUAAAGGUGGUAUUACUCCUAGUAUAAAGCACAGUUUUCUCACAAAAGGUUCUUUCACUAAUGUACUUAGAUCAAAUUAUAAUCACUUGUUCUAAACUUAAACUUUUACAUAGAGUAGAAUUGCUUCAGUUAAUCAAUCUGGCGUUAAUGUGUCUGUGAAAUCUCCUUAAUCUUAAUCCAUCAUCCUAAAUCAAAAUAAUAAGUCAAGGAAUGUUGGAUUUACUAAGAAAAUGAAAACCACUUUUGAUAUAUAUUAAAAGACUUAGGCUGCUCUAUAAAAAGCAACUAAUAAGAAAAAUCUGUGA
Messenger RNA from Stylonychia lemnae, 2193 nucleotides. The record is from the annotation of a GenBank genome assembly. NCBI's taxonomy places the organism in Eukaryota, Ciliophora, Spirotrichea, Sporadotrichida, Oxytrichidae.